AUGUCCUCCCGACCGACGGCGCGCUGCACCCGAGCCGUCCAGCAGCUUCGAGCACCAACAGAAGCCAUAUGGAUCACGGAUGGGCUGCUCACGAGCGCCUUUGAGCGAUACUGCCAUGUAUCGCACCUCGCGCGACGGAACUCGAGCUCCACCCCUGGCCCGCUGGAGAGCAGGAAGCGGCUUGGGAAGCGGAAGAUGACGGCCAUGUACCUCGAUCACCAGUCGACCUUGCCGCCCUGGGCUAUGGAAUUCCCCGUCGACCUCAGCAAGUGGAAGUGGCAGCCGCCGACUCUUCGUCAGUCGAGCGGGGACAACGAUCUGCACGUUGAGAAAGACCGGCCGGCGCCAGCAGAGUCGACUACACCAUGGAUGGUGAUACAGAAGAUGAUGGGGACCUUUGCCGGUGAAGAAAAAGCCCAAGAAGACGACGGGAGGGAAACUAUACCGGCCGACCCCCUUAUGGAAAGGCUCUCGCAAGCUCGAUCGGCCGUUGCUGCCUCUACACGGCAAGCGAUGGACCCGGCAUUUUGGAGCUUCACGCGGCACCUUGAGCAGGACAUCAAGUCGGGCGCACUGGAUUCCGAUGCGGUGGUGAUGGCUGUCUCGACAUUCCCACAGUCCCUCGCCAACGCAGAAGCCGACCGGCGGGUCGUGCGCACUGCCAUUGGGGAAUUCCUCUCGGCCGUGGUCAGCGGCAUCAAAUCGUCCAGUCGUUGCGGCGCUGCGGAUUUCAAAGACACUUUCUGGAACCAAGUCCUAAUACAGACAUCUCAGCUGCGCGAGGGAAGCACAAAGCUAUCGCUGUUUCAAACCAUACUCGAUGCGAUUCCUCUCUCCUACAUCGACGAUGUCCACGAGGGCGUUGUUGCGGCAGUGCAAAGCCUAGUCGCCCGCGGAAAGUGGCGCACGCGGGCCGCGGACAUUGGCGUCGCGCUCCGCAGACUAUCUCCCGAGGACCACAACGCACUGCUCGGCAAGUUGGAAACUGCCAUUCACGAAAGUUUGAGAAAGACUCAGAAGCAGACGCUUCAACUACUUUGGUUGCAGAUCUUGGCGCACAUGCCGCUGGUAGGGCAGGACUACCUGCUGGACGCUUGCGUCAGAUCGGCCUACUUCGAUCGGUGUUUGCUUGGGUCCGCCGGCCGAGAUCUCAGCGAGCUCCUCUAUGACCAAUGGACGAGCCGCGGGUAUCUGCAGUAUCAUGGACCGGAGGUUGCUGAAUGGAAACGCGUCUCCGGCGGCCGUCCUGAGCUCAGUCUGGCCGCGCUGGUCGUCAAAAUCGGCUAUAACACCCCCGUCGAUUACAUCGCCAAGGGCGUGUGGAUCCUGCUGAGCCUACUGAAAUUCUUGCGUCGCUUCGGGCGUCAGGAGGACCUGUUUGAUUCCAUGCGAGCUUUCUGUCAAGUGGCCACACGCCUCCCUAUUGUUCCGUUCUCGCUGCUGGCCAAGGCGGCCGGCGAUCACCGUUUUGCUCUUACCACACUUUCGAUGUUAGAGAACCGUGCGGAUCAGCUGGAUGGCAAAAAGCGGCAAUGGUGGCAGUGGUUGCCCCAAUCCAAAAGGGACCACCAGAUCCUCAAACAAUGGGAUUGGAAGGCCUGGCCGCGCUACGUGGAGGGCAUGAUCAAGGAUGAGUCCAUCAACCCCGCCGUCGUCUGGAAGGUGGUACGCAGUGGGGCCGUGGCCGACUUUCGGUGGAAGACCGACUGGCGCCGGGUCGAUACACGGAAGAACGUAGAACGACAGCUGCCGUACAAGCGGCGUUUGGCAGAGGCAGAGCGAUGGAGGAAGACGAGGAUCGAGCUGAUUCAGAAUAUGGCUGUCUGGUUUUCAGAGGCAGAACAUCUCACUGACAGCAUCAUACUACGUAACGUGGGGCGGUGCGUUACGUGGCUCAGGGCACACGAGGUCGAGCUGGAGCGCAGGGUGGUCUUGGCGGUGGUGACGGUAGGCUUGCGGGAGCUCAAGAGGUGCGAGCCUGGGAGGACGCGUCGGAUAUCCUGGGUGUUGGACAUUAUCGAGGAGCACGGAGGGGAGAAGGAGAGGCGGCUUGUUGCUCGAAGGCUGCAACGGUGGAGGGAGGCCAACGUUGCCUCGGGCGCGCGUGCGGAGGAAGCGAAAUCAGGGUAG
Molecule: messenger RNA, 2130 nt
Organism: Colletotrichum gloeosporioides
Lineage: Eukaryota; Fungi; Ascomycota; Sordariomycetes; Glomerellales; Glomerellaceae
Exons: 1
Coding region: 1-2130 (709 amino acids)
Source: RefSeq, a predicted model, not a curated record